This is a messenger RNA of Myotis brandtii (Brandt's bat), 1359 nucleotides long. Its product is annotated as N-lysine methyltransferase SETD8. The transcript is spliced from 7 exons. Gene Ontology annotation, molecular function: protein binding; histone H4K20 methyltransferase activity. NCBI's taxonomy places the organism in Eukaryota, Metazoa, Chordata, Mammalia, Chiroptera, Vespertilionidae. Bases 293 to 1180 code for a protein of 295 amino acids. The record is from RefSeq and is a predicted model, not a curated record.
ACCUGCAGGCGGCCCCAGGUCCUGGGAGGCUGCUGGGCGGCUUUCAUUGGAGAGGAGCCAGGCUUGGGCAGCCACAAGGCUCGGACAGUAGGGACAAGUCCUACCAGCUGACCUUGGGGCCUGGAAGUGGUUAAUCAGGUUCCCUGAGGCCUGCAGCUCCUGCCAGAGUUAGCCCCUACCCCCGACCCGCAGGCCUUUCGGAGUCCCCAUUGGUUUCCUCGGGGCCAUUCCCACCCGAACUUCCCUGCUGCCGGAGAAUGUGUUUACCGGGCAGUCCAAGAUCUACACCUACAUGAGCCCGAACAAAUGCUCUGGAAUGCGUUCCCCCCUUCAGGAAGAGAACUCAGUUGCACAUCACGAAGUCAAAUGCCAGGGGAAGCCAUUAGCCGGAAUCUACAGGAAACGGGAAGAGAAAAGAAACACUGGGAACGCAAUACGAAGCACCAUGAAGUCUGAGGAACUAAAGAUCAAAGACGCCAGGAGAGGUCCCCUGGCACCUUUUCCAAACCAAAAACCCGAAGUAGCAGAACCUCCAAAAACUCCGACCUCGUCUUGUGAUUCCUCCGGUGCAGCCAUCGCCAAGCAAGCCCUGAAGAAGCCCGUCAAGGGCAAGCAGGCGCCUCGGAAAAAAGCUCAAGGAAAAACGCAACAGAAUCGCAAACUCACAGAUUUCUACCCUGUGCGAAGAAGCUCCAGGAAGAGCAAGGCCGAGCUGCAGUUUGAAGAAAGGAGAAGACUAGACGAAUUGAUCGAAAGUGGGAAGGAAGAAGGCAUGAAGAUUGACCUCAUCGAUGGCAAAGGCAGGGGCGUGAUCGCCACCAAGCAGUUCUCCCGGGGCGAUUUUGUGGUGGAAUACCACGGGGACCUCAUCGAGAUCACCGACGCCAAGAAGCGGGAGGCUCUGUAUGCGCAAGACCCCUCCACCGGCUGCUACAUGUACUAUUUCCAGUAUUUGAGCAAAACCUACUGCGUGGAUGCAACUAGAGAGACAAAUCGCCUGGGAAGACUGAUCAAUCACAGUAAAUGUGGGAACUGCCAAACCAAACUGCACGACAUCGACGGCGUGCCUCACCUCAUCCUCAUCGCCUCCCGCGACAUCGAGGCGGGGGAGGAGCUCCUGUACGACUAUGGGGACCGCAGCAGGGCCUCCAUCGAGGCCUACCCCUGGCUGAAGCAUUAACCGCCCGCCUCCCCCCUUCAGUGGACAAAGUGCCCUCAAAGGGAAUUGAUUUUUUUUUUUUUUACACACACACUUAAUAUUAGCAGAUUACUUCAGAUGUUUUUAAAAAGUAUAUUAAGAUGCCUUUUCACUGUAGUAUUUAAAUAUCUGUUACAGGUUUCCACAGUGGACUUGAACAG